ACCCAACCAUCGCAUCCUCUCUGCAGAUCAGAGCAGGGAGGGCUUCGUGUUCCGCAUCGCUCCCCUGCUUUAGUCGUGCUCUCCCACCAUCAUGGCACAGCAGCUUGCCCGGCGGCUAGAACCCCAUGGCCCGCACUGCGCUCAAGUGUCCAACACCACGUUGCCCUUGACCUUGACCGAGCAAGACCCCUUGCCCACUAUGUGCGACCUUCCCGUGACGGCCAUGCUGCAUUGGGAUCCUCCCACAGCUCAACUUGGCGUCUGGGUUCAACCCCAUUGCCGCUCAGACACUCCUCAGCCACCCAUCCUGUCCCAGCUUUAAUUGAAUACGAGCUCGUCUUCGCCGACCUGACUAUCCCCCAUCUAUCUCUUUGCUGUCUCCACUCUGCCUUCGCCCAUCGCGAAUGCCUCACGACGCUCUCCAACGGGGACUUGAGUCGAGUCAAAACCCUCUGGGACUGUAGUCACCAUCUAUCCGUGAAAUGGUUACCAUGUCGUCAAGACGCACCGUUUUGAGUGCGGAUCUGAAGGAGAGGCAUGUCAACAUGAUGGCCUUUUCCGCCUGCAUUGGCUUCGGCUUGUUCCUGAACAGUGGAAAGGCCAUCUACAUCGCCGGUCCUGGCCUUGCCAUAGUUGCUAUGGUGCUGGCCUGCUCCGUCAUGUGGGCAGUCGUGGCUUGCUUGGGGGAAAUGACAGCCUUGUUUCCCGUACAAGGACCACUUUUUGAAUUCCCAGGCCGAUUUCUGGAUGAAGCGGUGGGGUACGCGACCGGCUGGAUAACAUGGUUUGCCUGGGUUGUCAUUCUUGCGGCCGAGAUACUUGCUGUGGCUCAGCUAUGGAAAUUCCGUUUCGAGCCAGAGUACCUCAAAUCAGUGGGGUAUCCCGAAACUCAACUUGGGUGGAGUACCGAGGGAUACAGUCCAGCAGUGUGGGUGUUUUUAUUCCUCGUGCUCAUUGGCUUGAUAAACAUGCUACCCGUACGCCUCUACGGCCAGAUCGAGUACGUCUUCGGGGUUGUCAAAAUUGUCUUCAUCUCGCUCUUGAUCGUUUUUAAUGUCAUACUCUCCGCAAUACAACGAGUCCAUCACGACUCCCACUUCUGGACUUGGGAGAGGCCGUGGGGUUUCGCUUCCGACAGCAUGAUCGUCCACCCAUCGCACGAUACCGACCCAGGAAUUGUACUACGGGGUGAUGUGGGACAUUUUCUAGCGCUUUGGACAGCGACAGUAACUACACUAUUUUCAUUCGUGGGCUUCGAAACCAUCGCUAUCACUGCUCCGGAAAACAAAGAUCUGGAAAAACACGAAACCAUCAAGCUCGCGACCAAGAAACUCACCAUGCGCAUCACGAUCCUUUACAUUCUUGGAACCUUUGUGGGCGGUCUCAAUGUACCUUACGAUGACGUGAACCUGGUCAAUAUUCAGAUCAACAGUGUACGCGCCGGGCACAAUAGUGUGUUUGUUCUUGCGGCAGUCCGUAAUCACCUUCGGUACUGGCCAUCGAUUUUCAACGGAUUUUUCAUCUUCUCAGCGACAACAUCCGGAAUCAACGCGCUCUACAACUCAAGUCGUUUGCUACACGCACUAGCAAGUAUUCCUGAAGCCUGGCCGUUGUGGUUUCAAAAUAGCAGAAGACGGCUGGAAAGAACAACUGACAGAGGAGUCCCUCUGGGGACGGUUUUUGUUAGCUGGUGUUGCGGACUCAUGUCAUUUCUCGCCAUAAAACCAUUCCCCUCGGUUGUAUUGGGAAGGAUCACGAACAACGCAGUGGUCUCGGAGCUGAUCUGCUAUUCAGUCAUCUGUCUUUCAUAUAUACAGUUCUACCACAAGAUCAAAGACGCCGCCAACGAUCACACACUCGAGAAUCGAAAUGCAUUCAAUCGCGACGAUAAACAAUAUCCAUACCGCACACACGGUCAGCUUUUCCGCGCGUACUAUGGCUUUCUGUUCUGCCUUCUACUCAUUGCGUUCAACAACUGGCGCGCAUUCGUGGAUCCGUUUUCAAUGCCCGAUUUCAUAGCUUCCUAUAUCGGGAUCCUCGCGUUCUUUACCCUAAUAGCUGCCUAUCACGUCAAAUCGGAUGGAUGGAAUCCGCUGGAGUGGAGGCGUAAUGCUUCAAUGCAGAUCAAUCGCCCGCCUCCAAGAGUCGUGGUGCCGGGGCGUAGGAGAGGCCAUCUUGAUUUCCCUAACCCGAAGGCACCAAUAUGGGAACCUGAAAACGCAAAAGCGCUCAUAGCGUUCUCGUGGGGGUGGCUCAAAUGA
This is a messenger RNA of Periconia digitata, 2261 nucleotides long. Lineage: Eukaryota; Fungi; Ascomycota; Dothideomycetes; Pleosporales; Periconiaceae. The record is from the annotation of a GenBank genome assembly.